AUGUCGGUUCCUGAUGGCGCUGCUCCUUGGGCCUGCAGACUUUCCAACCCGCCCCCAAAAGCCAGAAAGUGCUUGGCGACGUUCCCGAGCCGGGCGAUGAAUGGGAUGAUGAGCGACCAAGGAGGUUUCAGAAGCAGUGCGCGCCGCCUCCUUGCCGUGUUUCAGAGAUGGCGUCUACGACAGGACUUGGGCCCCAACAAGCGCACCCAACGACGGGACGCAACACAAAACGCCACCAAGCGCAUGUGUGUGCUAAUCGAUAAGCUAUGCUUCUGCCUGAGGUUUCAGCGUCAGAAUAGACAAACCAGGCAAGCCGGACCGGCCUGCGUCGAUGCGAGGGAUUUUCUCUUUGGCACAGCCCGGCUGAAUGCGGCAGGAUUGCUCCUGCAAGUCAUCCGUCUGCGGCUGAUGUCGGGUAAUGUGGCCUCGUGGCUGGGACUGAACCUGUUCUUUUGGUUCAAUAAUCUCCACGGCUCUCGUGCAGAGCUCAACCCGGAUUUCCUCAGCAACUGGCUGACCACUAGCCCGAUUGUGACUUCAAUAGUCCCAAGGAUCACAAACCUUAGUACAGUGGAUCCUGGUGCAUGGAUCAAGAAAGCCGCAUCUGCUAUCGGCAAACAGAAGAACCCGGUAGCGGACGAGGCCUGGCGAAUUGCCCUGCCCCAGGCGUUCGAACUGUCGUGCGGUGAAGACGAGUGAUCGCCGACAGCUUUCAAAGCGGGCCAGUCAGGGGCCUGGGCGACUGGUCAGGGCAGAGGCAAGGAAGCAGGUCAGCAUCACAUUUAGCUCCAUCCCAAUGCAUGCCCGAGGCGCAUCACAAAUUGAGUCUGGUGCCCUCCUUCCCCCAGCAGAUGAGCCCAGCCAGCGCGGGGGAUUAAAUGCCGACCCCUGCGUAUGGCGUAAAGACCAAACUUGGUGGAAGCCGCAGAAAGACCGUGUUUCUGCUGAAGCUAAUUGGGGGCGGCGCAUCCAUGUUAUUGUGUUAUUGUGUUAUUGUUAUUGGCUUUUUCCGUCACAGCCGCAUCAAAAAUCGACAAAGCCAUCUGCCAUCCAUUUUCCCUUGUGGGAUUCGUGGCAAGGAGGCCCCCGCCUGCAGGAUGAAGGGUCGGCUCAAAAGGCCUGCGCAGGAUGCGCGAAAACGAACGGCCGGCCCACCCAUCCCACGCGAUGCCGACGCACCCAAGACGCACGACGCAAGACAGCACGCAGACGCAAACGCAAACCGGUCGCUCAGUGGGUGGGAACGCUCUGGCAGCCUGUCUCGAGAGGACAGGCAAGGGGUUGGCUGCCGUCCAAUCAGCAGCUGGGGACCCGGCACAGUCGAGGCUCGCUUGCGAGGUCGAUAGUUGCGCGUGCUCUAGGUUAGUCCGGAGUACGGGCACGGCAAAGCCAGGGGCAGGACGCCGACGGUUGGUUGGCAGUCGAGCGUGAUCACGAAAGACGAUGGGGUCACGGGCCGGGGGAGGAGUUGUCGAGCACGGAAGAUGGCUGGGGGAGAGAGGGAUGGGCGGUGGCGUGCAGGGAGGUUCCUUACAGCUUGUUGGCAGAUUGGGGUUAGCGCAGGCGGCAGCAGGGCUCAUCGGGCCUGUGAGUGGCCAGUCUGGUCAAUCACCUCUCA
Gaeumannomyces tritici R3-111a-1 is the source of this 1618-nucleotide messenger RNA. RefSeq lists its product as hypothetical. The record is from RefSeq and is a predicted model, not a curated record. Bases 1 to 699 code for a protein of 232 amino acids. The transcript has 6 exons. Lineage: Eukaryota; Fungi; Ascomycota; Sordariomycetes; Magnaporthales; Magnaporthaceae.